AUGAUAUACAAUGGGGCUCUGGGCUUUGGAAGAGGCCGUUUGGCUUGUCGAGCCCGCUUUGGAACAAAGGGAAUCAAUAGCACACUGCUAGCACGCAGAGGGAUACUUACCGAGAGCUAUGCUAGAGGUCCAUCAGGCUUGACGCGCAUUUCUCCAAGGUCGUGGCCGAACAAGGAGAUCAAACAGCGUGAGCACCUACAUAUACAUUCGCGGGAACAGAAACUCACAAACACGACUUUGACCACUAGUGUUAUUUCAAGACAUCAGAACGAUAGAGCGACGUAUGCUUCCUUGGAUAGCCGAAGCAAUGCACUUGCCAGAGGAUUAGAGUCUGUUGGUGUUCGGAAGGGGACUCGAGUAGGAGUGAUGCUUGGAAAUUCAAUGGAAUACGCUGUGGCGACAUAUGCUCUAUUCAAACUCGGUGCCAUUCUGGUCCCGCUCAACCCGUCUUUCAAUGCAGGGCAAGUGAUUGCAGCAUUGGGUCAUCUCGAGUCCAGUCACCUUCUUAUAAGUACCGAGUCUAACCUGCCCCGGAAACAACCUCGAAGCAAUAUUCCUUUAGUUGAUGAACUCAUUGGAGACAUUCAUGGUGCAAAGCUGGAGUCUUCCCUAGUUCCUUCGCUAAGACAGAUCAUAAUGGUCGACAACUCGGAGGGUCGCGUGGAUAUAUCAUCUUACAAAAGCUUGACGCCGUUUACAUCUAUAAUGUCCCAACUUACCGCAGACGGCCGUCCACUGCCCCCGCAAGAUCUUUCACCGCAUGAAACCGUGAACAUUCAAUUUACAUCCGGAACAACAGCGAUGCCCAAGGCAGCAUGUUUGAGCCAUCACUCAAUCUUGAACAAUGGCUCUCAGAUCGGUGAUCGCAUGCUUCUCACGCCAGACGAUAUUGUCUGUUGUCCACCUCCGCUCUUCCAUUGCUUCGGUAGUAUUCUGGGUUAUAUGGCGACGGCAACACAUGGCUCAGCCAUUGUGUUCCCGAGUGAAUCCUUCAAUGCACGUGCGGCAUUGAGAGCAGUGCAAGAAGAAAGAUGCACCGCGCUGUACGGUGUGCCAACUAUGUUCCUUGAGGAACUUAGCUUGAUCGAGACCGGAGAGAUCUCCCGUGAUGGUUUCCAACACCUCCGGACAGGCAUUGCCGCCGGGAGUAGCAUUCCGUCUGAAAUUAUGAAAAAGCUACACAGGGUAUUGAACUUGACGGAAUUGACAAUCUGCUAUGGAAUGACCGAAACAAGUCCCGUGUCGGCUAUGACAGCCACGGACGAUCCAAUGGACAAAAGGAUUAGCUCCGUUGGAAAACUAAUGCCACAUGUCCAGGCAAAGAUCGUGAAUCCGGGGGAUGAGAGAGGGAUAAUGCCCUUGGGUGCCCGGGGCGAGUUGGCUGUUGGAGGAUACCUUCUGAUGAAAGAGUAUUGGGGAGACCCAGAAAAGACAGCGGAAGUGAUGAUUCCAGAUGCCACCGGUAAGAUAUGGAUGCAUACCGGAGAUGAGGCUUCCAUGUCACCCGAUGGAUAUAUCACCAUUACAGGACGAAUCAAAGACUUAAUCAUCCGCGGAGGGGAGAAUAUCCACCCUCUUGAGAUCGAGAACUGCUUGCUAGCAAACAGUGCCAUUUCUGACGUGUCUAUCGUUGGAGUCCCUGAUGUGAGAUAUGGUGAGGCUGUGGCUGCUUUUGUGGUACCCCGAGAGCAUAGCUCAAAGAGGAUCACUGCCGAGGAAAUCCAGCAAUGGGUGCGCGAGAAACUUAGCAACCAUCUUGUUCCGAAGCACGUCUUCUUUCUCGAGCCCCCGGAGUCAUUUCCCAAGACGGCAAGUGGGAAGAUCCAGAAGUUCAAACUGAGGGAGAAAGCCAUUGAGCUUUUGACGAGGCUUGCUGUAUAA
Molecule: messenger RNA, 1881 nt
Organism: Penicillium salamii
Lineage: Eukaryota; Fungi; Ascomycota; Eurotiomycetes; Eurotiales; Aspergillaceae
Source: the annotation of a GenBank genome assembly